Mycena citricolor is the source of this 963-nucleotide messenger RNA. Lineage: Eukaryota; Fungi; Basidiomycota; Agaricomycetes; Agaricales; Mycenaceae. The record is from the annotation of a GenBank genome assembly.
AUCUGAGGUCACUUUGGGUGACUUAUUGCUGCGGCUCAUGGUGGGACUUGAUUUGCGCUCAUACAGCUUACCGGUACGAUCUCACAUCGUCUCAGCACUCAAUUGUCUUACAGCGUCUUUUGCAUCGACCACCAAUGUCCAUCUUACACUCGCAAGAGACGCUGGUCGAGUCGGCCCCGCCAACAAGACUCGUCUUCCGCCCCAACAGCAUGUUUUCGAGCACAAUCUCGGACGGCGCGAGUGGGCGCGCGCUCUACUCUGUGAAGACCAAAAUCCUGGGCGUUGUGAGAACGGAUCUGGUGCUCCCCGGCACGAAGGAGGUCGCCGCGCAAAUCACACGCAAGGACCUGCUCCCAGACACCGUCGCGUUUCGCGAGCCAGGGUCCGAGAAGCUGCAUAAAACGAAGCUCAACAAGUGGCUGUCGAAAGGGGAGUCGAUAGCUGGACAGCCGUUGCCGACAUACGUGCUGGACAGCGCCCUGCAUGGCCGCUUCAAGAUCCGCAUGCACAGCGAACACAGGCUCGCGCUGUUCGCGUCCGACGAUACGACGAUCCUCGCGCACUGGGACAUGACCCCGUGCACUCGCUCGGGCUCAUUCGCACUGGCGAUGUCUGCCACGUUGGACAGUGCAUCGCGGCUGCAGAUCCUCGUCGCGUUCAUGUACCUUGAGCAGAAGCUGCGGAAUCUGGAAGAAUCCGGCAGGAAAGACAGCCGGACGCGUGCGUCAGGCGGUGCAGAGCUCCCGGAUCUCAAUCCCUAUGCGUUCGGUUCCCCCAAUCUAUACGCAAGUCCGAUGGUGGGUGCCGCGUUUGCCGCUUUCUUUCAGUCGCAGAAUUAGACCCAUGUGCGAUCGAGAGUGUAUAUUGUUAUAUAUUGUAAUGUUGGCGAUGGUAAUCAAAGGCCAGACGCAACAUUUCGGAGGGAGAAGCCAGUUCUGAGCAAGCGAGGUCCACCUAAGGAAC